Messenger RNA from Suillus plorans, 759 nucleotides. RefSeq names its product surfeit locus protein 5 subunit 22 of mediator complex-domain-containing protein. Gene Ontology annotation, biological process: regulation of transcription by RNA polymerase II. Gene Ontology annotation, molecular function: transcription coregulator activity. The record is from RefSeq and is a predicted model, not a curated record. The coding region runs from base 113 to 580 and encodes 155 amino acids. Lineage: Eukaryota; Fungi; Basidiomycota; Agaricomycetes; Boletales; Suillaceae. The transcript has 3 exons. Gene Ontology annotation, cellular component: mediator complex.
ACAACAUUGUUGAUCGCAUCAACACACAACUUGCUUUCGUUCCACAACCUGCCUUUUGAGGCUACUGUGAUCCUUCACCGAUUCAAACCAGUCAUUCGGACAAUAUCAACUGAUGGCUGAACCUCCCCAGACUGAUGUCUCUCGUCCCUCAGCAUUGCCUACAGCCAAGUUGCUCCAGCGUCCCACUUUCAAUCAAGCUCUUGUCGAUCAAAACUCGGAUGAAUACCUUGAUACCAUCGAGGAAGAAUGGAACAAGAAACUAGACGCCGAGGUAGAAGUAUUGGUUGAUGGUAUGGUCGAUAUCGUUAGUCUGGCAUCGAUCGGAGACAAGGACAAGUUUCGAAUCGCACAAGAGUCAUUUCAGGCCGAAUCUCGUGCCGAGUCUAUGGUCCGUGCAGCUAAUUCGCUGUUGUCCAUAACACAUUCAUUGAAGUUACUGCUUCUCUUGUCCGAUGAGGCUCAAAUUGCCCACCGUCGGGAUGCAGAACUCAAGCACGUACAACAGGAAAAGAAUGAAGCUCGCCAGAAAGUCGCCGAGCUUCUCGAUAGGUUGAUGAAUCCAAAAGGCGACCCGUCGUAAUGAGACGUCAUUCCCUCAUCGUCGAAUCCACCCCGGCCUUUUUCAGUCAUCCUGGGGGAAAGUCCCGAUAUAAGUCUUCCCCGCGCAGGGUUAUUUGUACCUUUCCGGCACCUCUUUACUGACACGGGCCCAACUCUUGUCUCCACAUCUUUUAGAAUGCAGAAUGUAUCACUCGCAUU